Molecule: messenger RNA, 3074 nt
Organism: Olea europaea var. sylvestris
Lineage: Eukaryota; Viridiplantae; Streptophyta; Magnoliopsida; Lamiales; Oleaceae
Exons: 9
Coding region: 1572-2720 (382 amino acids)
Source: RefSeq, a predicted model, not a curated record
AUUAUCUUGAAUUUUCAGAUCUUAUCAUGAAUAAUGUUACAUAGAUUUCAAAUUUUGUAGAUUUGAUGUUAUCAUUAAGUUAAAAUGUGAAGUUUCAAGAAUGAGUAAAAAUCUAAAAAAGAUUAAUUUUUUAUGUAUUCGCUAUUCAGUUCUAAAAUGUAUAUAAAUCAUAAGCUUGCGGUUUUUCAGCUUCAUAUUAUUUGGAGUUUUUCUAUCUUCUUGGAUGUGUGGAAAAUAAUUAAUUUUCUUGCUUGAUUUGUUAUGGAGGAUAUUUUUAAAUAGAAGUGUUGGUGGAGCUAUGCAUUUUGUUUCCUAUCAUCGUACUUGUUCCUGUUCUUAGUUAUUCCUUUAAAUGAAUUAAAAUUUUAGACACCUUUUAUAGUUAAGCCAUUUGAUUGAUUGACGAUAAGGAAGUAACGCAGCAAGAAAUUGUUAUUCUUGUUCCUAUCACUCUUGAGGUUGCUUUUAAUGAUUUGUUGUUGUUUAUUAUAGCACUUUGAUUCACCAGCACUGGAGGAAAUAAACAGGAAAAAAUUGGGCUCGUGGAUGCAUAGACAACUAAAGAAAUGUUUGUCCGUAUUGUCUGAGAAUUGGGAUUUAUCAGAACAUUUUCCCCACAUCAAUAAUUUUAUGCCUAUUAUAAUCUCAGCUCACUUCUUAUACUCAUUUUCUCACGAUUGCAUAGUUAAUUGAACAUUUAGGUGAAUAUAAAUUUCUCCCACAUUUGGAAUGGUUUAUGUGAAGAAAACAUAGGAAGUAUCAUCAUGUGAGAGAAAACAGAUACUAAUGAUCACCAUGUUCAUUGAUUUAUUCUGAGAGACCAGAGGUGUAAUUUGAGACACAGAUUUAGGCACGAUAUUACCACUGAAACCCUCUUUUUUCUUCUUAGUGGAAACAUGCAACAAGUGGAUAUAGUGAACCACUGUUAAUUUGUGUGCCAUACUCGUUUUCUAAUUGCUUUAUGGUUAUUAUUGCUCUUGAAAGUAGAGAUUAGGAUUUAAUCCACUGCACAAUGUAACCAAGGGACAGUGAAGUGUGAUCUCAUACUAAAUGAAAGGGCUUGAAGCCUUGAGCUUGCUUACCAUAAAUAAAAUGCAGGAGGUGACGUUGGUUACUUCUUAAUUGAAUUCACUUUAUAAGUGACAUGAAGCCUUCAUCUUUCCAGGCAAUAAAUUAUUGUAGCUUGAGAUGGUUACUGCAAUGCCAUGAAAAUUUUAAGUUCAAACAGACUAUAUUAACAUUUAGCAAUUGUGAAUGAUUGACAACACACAAACUCGUGGCAUUAGUCAGUUGAGAUAUCUUGUUUGGCACUGCUUGACAUUAAAAUAAGUGACAUAGUUUUUUUUCCUUUUCCUUUGUCAUACUUUCUAGUACUGUCCAACCCCCACUUACCAAAUAAGCAUUAAUUGGAUUUUUACGUUGCAGAUAGGAAGAACUCAUCUGGUUUCUUGAUCGCUUAAAUUCCAUCAAGACUGGUAGUUUUGGGUGGAGAAGUAUUUCGGUUUAUUCGCAGAUUUUUUAAGCUGAGGCAGUUUUAAACCAGAGGAUAUUAAGAUAUAAGAACCUGAUGGAUGUCUACAGCCAGUUUUUCUUUAACUAAAAUGAAGAAUACACAGGAUCUGCACAAUCCAUCUGAAAUUAAUACUGCUAAUCAGGUUUCACAUGAGACCCAAAAUGAACAACCAAAGAAUGCUGAAGAGUCUCUGGUGCCAGAUUCAGGUUCAGUUUCAGCAUCAAGCGUGGAUAACAGAAAAGUAUCACGAGAGGAUAUUGAACUUGUCCAGAAUUUGAUCGAACGGUGCCUACAGUUAUACAUGAAUAGAGAUGAGGUGGUAAAGAACCUACUGAGUCGGGCCAGGAUAGAUCCCGGGUUCACAACAUUGGUGUGGCAGAAAUUAGAAGAGGAAAAUCCUGACUUUUUCCGGGGCUACUACACAAGGCUUAAAUUGAAGAAACAAAUUAUCUUAUUCAAUUACUUGCUUGAGCAUCAGUAUCGGCUAAUGAAGUAUCCCGUACCUAUGAAGGUUCCUUUGGCUCCUAUGCAGAAUGGAAUUCAUCCAGUGCCAGUCAACAACUUACCAAUGGGAUAUCCUGUUGUGCACCAGUCUCCAGUGCCAGCUACAGGGCAACCUUUUCUUGAUUCUAUGGGUUAUUCCACAAAUGGCUGUCACAUAGUAAAUGGAGUUCCCACGCCAGGCACAGGCAAUUUCCAUCCAAUGCUGAUGAAUUCUGGAAAUGAUAUGGCGAUUGACACCAACGGAACUGAUGCACCCGCAAUGCCACCAAACAAUGCAAUGCUAUCCAUGUCAGAUAUGCCAGUAAGCCCAACAUCAGUGGCUUCGAGUGGCCAUUUCCCCUUUAAUGCAUCAGAGAUAUCAAGCAUGGGAAUAGAAACAUCAACACUUGAUAUGGCAUUUACAUCUGAUGUAGCUAGUUCAGUAGGACUACAACUUCCGGCAGAUAAUUGUAACGGGAAUUCUAGAGAUUCCCUCAGUUCGUGGGCUCAGAUAUCUUGGAAUUUCAGCCUUUCGGACCUAACAGCAGACCUAUCAAACUUGGGAGAUCUAGGAGCUCUAGGAAAUUGUUCAGGUUCCCCAUUUUUCCCUUCGGAUUCAGAUAUUCUUCUUGAUUCUCCAGAUAAAGAGGAUAUAGUGGAGGAGUUCUUCGUUGAUUCUGUUCCUGGGCCGUCGUCUCCACCAUUGGAUGAAAAGAACUCCUAGCUUAAGGUGAGAUAUCUUCAUCUCCAUGAAUCUAACAAUUUAGUCAAGAGAGAAGUCGAUGAAGACUAAUUUUUAAAUAAAAAAUGUCUAUUGGGCAUGUUCAGCCUAUAUACAGGCAAAAUUAGCUUUCAUCUCGUAUAGGUUCUGUAUUAAUCGAGAAGUCAUGUUAUUUUCAUUUUUUUGGUAAUCCUAAUUUAUGUUAUGAAUGCUAAACACGAUAAUCUCCAAGAGCAAGAUGUUAUCACGCUCUGUUGUGUUUCUAGUACUACAAUGAUUUGGACAUUAAUGGUGUUCAUCUAUGUAAGAAUUCACAUAGUUGAUCUAAAUUUAUUAAGAAUAAUGCUUAGUUUUUCA